Messenger RNA from Sapajus apella (tufted capuchin), 1616 nucleotides. RefSeq names its product peroxisomal testis enriched protein 1 (gene PXT1). The record is from RefSeq and is a predicted model, not a curated record. Bases 4 to 408 code for a protein of 134 amino acids. Gene Ontology annotation, biological process: positive regulation of apoptotic process. NCBI's taxonomy places the organism in Eukaryota, Metazoa, Chordata, Mammalia, Primates, Cebidae. The transcript is spliced from 3 exons. Gene Ontology annotation, cellular component: peroxisome; nucleus.
AACAUGAAGAAAAAACAUGAUGACAUUGUUUACGAAACUAAAGAAAUUCUCGAUCCAUCUCCCAAAGUAACAAAUUGUUGCAAAUCACUGCGGGUAAAAUACAGUUUUCAGACAGCAUACAUGAUCCGACUUGUCAGCUCCCAGCCAGUUCCAGCCAUGUCAAGGAACCCAGAUCAUAAGCUACCUUCUCAGCCCAAGGAGCAUAGCAUUGGUCAGAAGCAUCACCAGGAGGAAAUAAUUCACAAGUUGGCCAUGCAGCUGAGACACAUUGGGGACAGCAUUGAUCAUAGGAUGGUUCGAGAGGAUCUUCAACAGGAUGGAAGAGAUGCACUAGAUCAUUUUGUCUUCUUUUUCUUUAGAAGAGUUCAGGUGUUGCUGCAUUUUUUCUGGAACAACCAUUUGCUGUAAAAGGAAUAUAAAGGUCAAGUUCCGUUUUCUUUCUACCGUCUGAGAAGCAUGAAUCCCACUGGGACAGAUGGGAAGAACACCCUUCUCCAUCUCCCUCUCUUUGUACCCAUCACUGUUGGGCUACACCUGGUUUGUUGAAGAACUGCGGGCACAGGAGCCAUUUGUCCUUCAGAGGAGCUAGCUGUGAGAUGUCUGUGAUCACGUCAUGGCGAAAACCCAGGGAGUAAUUAGGAGCCCAGGAAGCCUUGCUGUCCAGAAAAUGCCAGUGCCAUGGAUGGCCCCAGGGCUCCUUGUGAGGAAACCUUGAGCAUUUCCUUCCAGGAAUGAAACAGAACCUCGUCCUCAAACUAAAGGUCACAGAAAUGGACACUUGCUCCUGGGCCACUCCCUGGGCACCAUGCCCUCUGCUGACCUGUUGGCUCCACUCUUGUUACUCAUGUCCAGAUCUGCAGUGCCAGCUUCUCCUUCUCAGUGACAUGUCACCUCCCUGCCCCAAUCCUGGCUCCCACCCUCUCUGGAAAAUCGAAAGGAAACGUUUGUCUCUAAUACUCAAAUCCAACAAAUGGCUCAUCCAUCUACCUUCCCAUUUCCGUGCCUAGAGGCCCCACUACCACCACCAGCAGCGUCGGUGUUUCCAAAUCCUUCUCAGGCUCUGAUUCUACAACAUUUACGUUCUUUCCUCACCUUUGAUCCUCUCACUCCUCUGUGACCCCCUUCAAGUCUUCCUCAACCACUCCGGUGUUUCCCAACCACUGGGCCCUGCCGGAAGAUGUCUUUCCCUGCUCUGCCAUCCUCUUUCAUGCUUGCCUGCUUAAAAUCAGGAGUGCUUAGCCCUUGGCCAAGUCCUGCCUUCUAGAAGAGUGCAAGAUCUGAAAGGGUUAUGAAUCCAUCACAAGGUAAAAACUUCUCUUUUGCUAUUGCUGGAUGGAUUUGCUGUUAUUGGUUGGUGGGCCCUAUGCCUGUUGAAUGUAUUUCACUCAUUCUCUCCUCACUCUCUUAUGCAGUUCUUUCACCUUCAUUCUUCUCCUUCUACCUUUUUGUCUACCUCAUAUUCCCUCCCUCCUCUCCUUGAAAAGAAGUAUAAAUAUUAAGAAAGUUUGUUGUUACGUUAAAAGUUUAUGUAUAUAUCUUGAGUUCUUCAUAGGAUAAGUGUUAUUUUUAAAAAUUCUAAAAAUGAAAUAAAUAUUGUUACUUUAUUAAGCAUGAAA